AUGUCGCGCGUCGGUCAGUUCUUCAUCCUGCCUGCGGAGCGCGGCAAGCAUGAGCUUCGCGGUCUCUGGGGGCGCGCCCGUCACCCUGGAGGCGCUCUGCGCCGGGUGGACUCUGCGACGUGGCAUUGGCAGGGCGCCCCCAGGUGCGCAUCCGCGCCCGCGUCGACCCAGGCGAUCCAGCUGCGAUCUGCGAUGCGCACGCACUCGGUCUUUCACGUGUACUUGCAAGCGCUGCAGGAAGCUGCGAGGCUUUGGAUUGGUCACCGUCCUCUGGCUGACCUGGCUGAUGGCCUCUCGCUUUGCUUCUGGGCCUCGCCCGCCAUGGCGCAUGCGCUCGACCUGGCCGCGCGCGGUCGCGCCCCUGCCCCCCACUGCGCGGGGCCGGUGCCUGCCCGGCGCGCAGUGGGCCACCUUUGCAACCUCGGCGACGCCAACGACCAACCUCAGCAGAUCGUCUUCCAGGCAAUCCUGCAGUACAUGACGGACUGUGCGCUUCUUGCUCUACCAGGGCGGCCGUUUCUCGCGGUCCACGCGGUGGAAGUUGUGGCGGACUGCUUCGCGGCCGCGAUCCAGGUGCAGGAGCUCGCGAAACCUCCCCGGACUCGCUUGCCGAAGCCUUCUGCCCGUGCACAAGUGGUCUUCGCCGAGACGCAGCUCUACGAGAUCCUGUCAAUCUGCUGCUCUCUGGGCCCUUCUUCCUACCCCGUUUCCAAUGACCUUGCCUCCCGCGCUGCUCAGUGGGCUCAGGGGUGGUUCUCUUCGCUCUUCUACGCCGACGUCAAUAUUUCAGACGUUGCAGACUGGAUGGGUGCCGAACGCCGUCGCCUUGCCGUCCGUCGCGGGCGCGUCUGCGAGCAUCGCUACGUCCGUGACUGGCGACCAGACCCCUCGCACAUGAACCCGACCGAGCGCGCGUACUUCCUCGACGAUGUUGUCGGCCGCUCGCCGCAGCCCUCCGAUCUCGACCCGCCGCGGGCACACGCCUUCUCGGACAGCGAGGCGCGCGGCCCCGGCGCGCGGCAGAUGGCGGAGGAGGGGAGCAUGCACGCGGGGGUCCCGCUGAGCGGGCUCGUCAAGUCGUGGAACGGGCUGAAGGGCUACGGCUUCAUCCCGGGGGGGCAGACCGCGGAGGUCGAGGGCGACAUCAUGUUCUCCCGCAACGAGCUGCCCGCGGACGCGAGGGAGGUGUCGGACAAGGUCCUGAGGGGCCGGCAGGUGCAGUUCGAGGGCCAGCGCGGUGCGGACGGCCGCGCGAAGGCGACCGCAGUGGCGCUGUUCCCCGUGGAGGGCUACCCGCUGCCGGGGGAGAUAAAGUCUUAUCCGCGAGAAGAACGGCUACGGGUUCGUCACCAGCUCCUGCCUCGCCGAGGACGUGCGCUUUGA
Messenger RNA from Prorocentrum cordatum, 1383 nucleotides. The record is from the annotation of a GenBank genome assembly. NCBI's taxonomy places the organism in Eukaryota, Dinophyceae, Prorocentrales, Prorocentraceae.